Messenger RNA from Fimicolochytrium jonesii, 1020 nucleotides. RefSeq names its product WD40-repeat-containing domain protein. The coding region runs from base 1 to 1020 and encodes 339 amino acids. NCBI's taxonomy places the organism in Eukaryota, Fungi, Chytridiomycota, Chytridiomycetes, Spizellomycetales, Powellomycetaceae. Gene Ontology annotation, molecular function: protein binding. The transcript has 6 exons. The record is from RefSeq and is a predicted model, not a curated record.
AUGACGGCAACCACUCCAUACACCCCCUUCCGUCUUGCGACGUCUCAUAACCUCGAGUCGACGGGGUACAUACUGGACGUCCAGGUGUCGCCACACGGAGGGAAUCUAGUAGCGCCGACGUCUUCGGGAGCGGUGCAUGUGUUCGACGCUGGGACUUUGGAGGGGGUCAAUACCUUGAACGUAACGGACGGUUCCAGUCGAGACGUGCUCUCUGAGGUUGCGUUUGACACCGCAAAUCCGUCGCUGUUAUGGUCGGGAUCAAAAUCUGGGCAUAUCAAGCUAUGGGAUCUAAGGAGCGGCGAGGCGGGUCUUACACUGGAUGGUAGGUCGUACAUGAUUUCAGCCAGGGCUCCUGUCCUAUGUCUGGCAGUCAAUAGUACACGUACGCUUCUUGCUGCUGGGACUGAGCUGGUUGGAGAGGAUGCUAUGAUUCCAAUAUGGGACAUCAGAGCUCAUCCAACUCCUGCCACCACCUUCAUGGAGUGUCACUCUGACGAUAUCACUCAGCUUCGCUUCCACCCGAGCGACCCGAAUGCCAUGAUAUCCGGAUCCACGGAUGGACUGAUCUGCCUUUACAACCUUGCGACAUUAGAGGAAGACGAUGCACUGUAUCAGGUCAUCAAGGAGGACUCCAUUAGCAAGAUCGGAUUCUUCGGACCGGCAUACGAGUAUAUUUAUUGCCUCAGUCAUAUGGAGACAUUCUCGCUAUACAAGUUCCUGGAAGGCGACAAGGUCUUUUCGUUUGGGGAUGUGAGGGCGGAUAGUGAGGCUCAGCAAAUGAAGGUGGACUACCUGAUUGACUGUGUCUAUGACGCUGCUGGUCAGCGUAUGUUUUUGGUGACUGGGGAUCAGAGCGGAAACAUGGGUGUCCUCCACGUCAACCUCGGCCGGCUAGAACUGGUUCACACCAUCAACGGGGGCCACACAGAUAUCGUUCGGGGCGUGCAUUGGGACCUGCAGCGAGGAAGCCUCGUGUCAGGCGGCGAAGACGGGAUCGUUUCUUUAUGGCAGAAUUCGUAG